Molecule: messenger RNA, 1110 nt
Organism: Hyphopichia burtonii NRRL Y-1933
Lineage: Eukaryota; Fungi; Ascomycota; Pichiomycetes; Serinales; Debaryomycetaceae
Product: NADP-dependent alcohol dehydrogenase
Exons: 1
Coding region: 1-1110 (369 amino acids)
Biological process (GO): alcohol metabolic process
Molecular function (GO): zinc ion binding; alcohol dehydrogenase (NADP+) activity
Source: RefSeq, a predicted model, not a curated record
AUGACCGUUGACAUUCCUGCUAAAUUUCAAGGUUUUGGUGUUCACGAUAAAGAGCACUGGAGUGAACCAAAAUUUGUUGAAUAUACUCCAAAGAAGGUUUUACCUCAUGAUGUUGUUUUGAAGAACAUUUGUAAUGGGUUAUGUGGUACUGAUAUCCAUACUUUGAAAGCCAAUUGGUCUCCAUUGAAAAGAGAUGACUUGGUUGUUGGACAUGAAAUCAUUGGUACUGUUAUUGCUGUUGGUGAUGAAGUAACUCAAGUUAAAGUUGGUGAUCGUGUUGGUAUUGGUGCAUGUGCUUCUUCUUGUAGAUCAUGUACCAGAUGUCAAGAAGAAAAUGAACAAUAUUGUCAUAAAUCAGUUUCAACUUAUAAUUCAAUCGACCAUUUUGCUGAUAAUUACGUUACUCAAGGUGGUUAUGCAUCUCAUUCCAUUGCAAACGAACAAUUUGUUUUCCCAAUUCCUGAUGGGUUGGAUUCGGUUAGUGCUGCUCCUUUAAUGUGUGCUGGUUUAACUGUUUAUUCUCCAAUUGUUAGAAACUUGAAAAAAAUUGGUAAAAAGGAACCGGUUGUCGGUAUCAUUGGUCUUGGUGGAUUGGGUCAUCUUGCUGUUCAAUUUGCUAGUGCUUUAGGUGCUAAAGUUACCGUUUUUUCCAGAAGUAACGCUAAAAAGGAUGAAGCCUUCCAACUUGGUGGCCAUGAAUUCAUUGCCACUGGGGUUGAAAAAGAUUGGACCACUAAAUAUCAAGACAAUUUUGAUUUUAUCUUGAAUUGUGCUUCUGGUAUUGACGGUUUGAAUUUAAACGAUUAUUUAAGUGUUUUGAAAGUUGAUGGUAGAUUUGUUUCCGUUGGUUUACCUCCAGUUAAGGAUACUUUUGAAGUUACUCCUUUCAGUUUCUUGAAAAAUGCCGGUUCUUUUGGUUCUUCUUUAUUAGGUUCUAAAGCUGAAGCCCUUGAAAUGUUACAAUUGGCUGCUGAUAAAGGUAUUAAACCUUGGGUGGAAGAAAUUCCAAUCAGUGAAAAAGCUGUCAAUGAAGCUUUGAAUAGAUGUGAUCAAGGUGAUGUUAGAUAUAGAUUUGUCUUCACCGAUUACGACAAAGCUUUCACUAACUAA